AUGGCGCCGUCGCCGUGCACCGUCCGCGGGACGCACCAGUUCGAGAUCGUCGGGUACAGCCUCAUCAAGGGCUUCGCCGCCGGCGAGUACGUGCGGUCGGGCUCGUUCGCCGUCGGCGGCUACCGGUGGUCCGUCCGCUUCUACCCUGGCGGCUUCUCGGCGCCGCACCGGGCGUACGUGUCGGCGUUCGUCAAGCUCACGAGCAAGAACGCCAGGGCGUGGGCGCGCUACGACCUGCGCCUGGUGGACCGGUGCACGGGGCUGUCCCGCUCCGUCCACCACGCCGCGGAGCCCGUCGUGUUCGUCUACUCGGCGCCGCCGCCGCCCGGCAAGUGCAAGCCCAAGCGCGGCGCCCGCAAGUUCAUGCCGCGGAGCGAGUUGGAGGCGUCGGCGUACCUGCGCGACGACCGGCUCACGAUCGAGUGCGUCGUCGACGUCGUCGCCGACGAGGCGCGGGUGCCAGAGGCCGUAGCUCUGUGCAAACUCAGACUGCCGCCGUCGGACCUGGCCAAGCACCUGGGCGAGCUGCUGCUGAACCAGCAGCAUGGCGACCAAGCGGCGGACGUCACGCUCGCCGUCCAAGGAGAGAUCUUCCGCGCGCACAGGGUGGUGCUGGCUGCGCGGUCGCCGGUGUUCAUGGCGGAGCUCUUCGGGGAUAUGAAGGAGAAGGCCAUGGAUCGCAUCGCCGUCGACGACAUGCAGCCGGUGGUCUUUAGAGCUCUGCUUCACUUCAUCUACACCGACGUGCUGCUGCUCCCCGGCGAUCUCGACGGGGACGACGACUACAGGGAGAUGGUGCGGCAUCUUCUCGAGGCGGCGGAUCGGUACGGCAUGGAACGGCUGAAGCUGAUCUGCGAGAGCAUCUUGUGCAGGAGCGUCGAUGGAGCCACGGUGGAGACGACGCUCGCCUUGGCUGAUCGACACUACUGCGAGGCGCUAACAGAUGUUUGCCUUCAGUUUAAGUCCCUUGAAUUAGAUGGAUGA
Molecule: messenger RNA, 984 nt
Organism: Sorghum bicolor (sorghum)
Lineage: Eukaryota; Viridiplantae; Streptophyta; Magnoliopsida; Poales; Poaceae
Product: BTB/POZ and MATH domain-containing protein 1
Exons: 1
Coding region: 1-984 (327 amino acids)
Biological process (GO): protein ubiquitination
Molecular function (GO): protein binding
Source: RefSeq, a predicted model, not a curated record